CCGGACCUAGAAAGGGUGGCGCAUGCGCGGCGGCGCCCGGAGCGUGCGGACGGCGGCCGCGAAGGGCCAUUAGAGUGCGGUUGGCGGCGGGACCGGCCGCCCGAGGGAGCGGAGCCGUCCAGGGCGCGAUGCCCCAGUCCUCCCGAGACGGUGCCCCGUGUCCGCCCUCCAGCCAGGGACCCGGAGACAUGCGCGGCUCCACGCGUGCCACCCUCGUCGCCGCCGCCGCCACCGCCGCCUUCCUCCUGUGCGGCCUGGGCUCGGCCGAAGAGCACGUGGACGGCCACCCCCAAGGCGGCCGUCUGGACCGGAGCAUGGUGCAGGACAAAGACCACAUCCUGGACCACCUGGACGGCGUGGUCGACAAGCCCGAGGCGGAGAUGUCCCCGCAGGAGCUUCAGCUCCACUACUUCAAGAUGCACGACUACGAUGGCAACAACCUCCUGGACGGCUUGGAGCUGGCCACGGCCAUUAGCCACGUCCACAAGGAGGAAGGGAGCGAGCGGGCGCCGGCGAUGCGGGAGGAGGAACUGACCAGCCUGAUCGACGACGUCCUCCGGGACGACGACAAGAACGACGACGGCUACAUCGACUACGCGGAGUUCGCCAAGUCCCUGGAGUAGGCCGGCCGAUCCCACCGCGGCCGAAUCCGGAACUCCGAACCCGCCCCCGGCUCCGCCGGGCCUCGGGAGGGGGGGAGAAGCUCGCCCUCGGUUUCUCGGCAUCGCCCCGUCGCACGUUUCGGCGUUUUGCUUUUAAAGGACUCCGGCCCCGACC
Molecule: messenger RNA, 777 nt
Organism: Tachyglossus aculeatus (Australian echidna)
Lineage: Eukaryota; Metazoa; Chordata; Mammalia; Monotremata; Tachyglossidae
Gene: MCFD2
Product: multiple coagulation factor deficiency 2, ER cargo receptor complex subunit
Exons: 4
Coding region: 129-623 (164 amino acids)
Molecular function (GO): calcium ion binding
Source: RefSeq, a predicted model, not a curated record